GCGUCCUGAUGCACAGGGGGUAUCCUCUGGACCUGUUUAUGGCCCAAUGCUACGGCAACACCAGCGACCCCGGAAAAGGUCGUCAGAUGCCGGUGCAUUAUGGCUGCAAAGACUUGAACUUCGUCACCAUCUCCUCCCCGCUGGCCACCCAGAUCCCACAAGCGGUGGGGGCCGCCUACGCCUUCAAGCGGGCGAAUACGAACCGGGUGGUCAUCUGCUACUUCGGCGAAGGGACGUCCAGCGAGGGGGACGCCCACGCGGGCUUCAAUUUUUCUGCCACCCUCGAGUGCCCGGUGAUAUUUUUCUGCCGGAACAACGGCUACGCCAUCUCCACUCCCACAUCCGAACAAUACCGGGGCGACGGAAUCGCCGCCCGGGGUCCCGGUUACGGCAUCCAAUCCAUCCGGGUGGAUGGCAACGACGUCUUUGCCGUGUAUAACGCCACCAAGGAGGCCCGGCGCAGAGCCGUUGCCGAGAACCAGCCGUUCCUCAUCGAGGCCAUGACCUACAGGAUCGGGCACCACAGCACGAGCGACGACAGCUCCGCCUACCGCUCGGUGGACGAGGUCAACUACUGGGACAAGCAGGACCACCCUAUCUCACGGCUGCGUCACUACAUGGCCAACCGGAACUGGUGGGACGAGGAGCAGGAGAAAAGCUGGCGGAAGAAAUCGCGCAAGCGGGUGAUGGAGGCCCUCGAGGAGGCCGAGCGGAAGCUGAAGCCCAAACUGCAGUUCCUCUUCUCCGACGUCUACAGCGAGAUGCCCUGGCACAUCGCCAAACAGCAGACUUCCCUGGAGCGCCAUCUGAAGCAAUACGGGGAACACUACCCUCUGGCUCAGUUCGAGAAAUGAAUCUCGGCCUAGCGCGGGGGACGCCUUCCUCACAUCCCACUUCCUCCCCCAAUUCCUCGGGUUGCCCUCCCCUUUUCUCCAGGGUGCCAGAUGGGCCCAUAAGAGCCGAGGUGGCGCAGUGGUUAAACGCAGCACUGCAGGCUACUUCAGCUGACUGCUAGUUCUGCAGUUCG
Molecule: messenger RNA, 1027 nt
Organism: Thamnophis sirtalis
Lineage: Eukaryota; Metazoa; Chordata; Lepidosauria; Squamata; Natricidae
Source: RefSeq, a predicted model, not a curated record